Messenger RNA from Mollisia scopiformis, 3129 nucleotides. RefSeq names its product LCM-domain-containing protein. The transcript is spliced from 7 exons. The coding region runs from base 1 to 3129 and encodes 1042 amino acids. Lineage: Eukaryota; Fungi; Ascomycota; Leotiomycetes; Helotiales; Mollisiaceae. The record is from RefSeq and is a predicted model, not a curated record. Gene Ontology annotation, biological process: wybutosine biosynthetic process; tRNA methylation. Gene Ontology annotation, molecular function: protein binding; tRNA methyltransferase activity.
AUGAAGAAGCCCAAUAACACUACUCCUCCUGCGUCAGGAGCAAAGCCCACGAAUCCUUCAACUAAAUCAAAGUCUCAGGUUCAGGAUGACUCCAUUAUGGGUACAAACAAUAGCAGCAUCGUAUCUAAACGGAGUGUUGAACGCUUAUAUUACCCUAAUGAGCAAUUCUUCCGCCACUUUGUCAAGAAAUUCCAACGGCGGAGUCCUUUGAUCAAUCGUGGGUAUUGGUUACGUAUGAAGGCCAUUGAUCAAGUUGUGCGGCAAUUUCUAGAGCUAGAUACGGAGAAGCCGAAAGUUGUUAUCAACUUGGGCUGUGGAUAUGAUCCUCUUCCUUGGCAGUGCCUCACCAGAUACAAGUCUCAUUGCCAGCGAACCAAGUUUGUUGACAUAGACUAUCGAGAUCUCAUGCUAAAGAAGAGAAAUGUUGUCGAGAACGCUGAGGAUCUGAAAUCACUCUUGACCAAUGUCAAAGUGUCUGAGGGAGACGUAUUGCUUCAGAGCGACCAAUACUUACAAAUAGGAUGUGAUCUUCGCGACCUUGAGAGUUUAAAUCGUGUCCUGCCAAGCGUGAUCGACCUAGAAAGAUCUCUGGUUUUGUUCACCGCGGAAGUCUCAAUCACAUACAUGAAUGUCGAAGCUGCCGAUGCUUUAAUAUUUUGGGCUAGCAAACUACCACAAGCUCGAUUUUGCCUCCUCGAGCAGCUUCUCCCAGAUGGGAAAGACCAUCCGUUCUCACAGACAAUGAUGGCGCAUUUCAAUAAGCUUGGAACACCGUUGAGAGCUGUUGAGAAGUAUCCCACUACAUCUGCUCAAAAAUCAAGGUUUCACAGUCUUGGUUGGCCAAAUGUCGCAGUCUGUAAUCUUUGGAGAUUAUGGAGCUUACCCGAUUUUGUCAGUUCGACAGAUCGUGAGCAUCUAAACGGAGUCGAGCCAUUUGAUGAAUGGGAAGAGUUUUCAUUAUUCGGAUGUCACUACUUCUUGCUUGUUGCUGACACAGAGCAAUCAUUUGCCAGGCCCUUGCUGGCGGAGACGGAGAUCGGACGCAAGGUACCAAGUCCGGAGCCAAAGCUUAAAUUAAAUGUAACCUUCGAGGAGCACCCAAAACAUCAUGGUUGUCGACGUUUUGCGGCAGCGAUGCCGCUUGCAAGUCAUCAACGGACUGUGGAUGAUGUCGGUAUAUUUGGUGGCAUGGGCCUAAUGACUAGGCUGAACUCUUACGAUGUGUACAGUUCAAGGUCGGCGGAGCAUGUCCAACAAAAGAGUCUUGGCAGAUCAUUUGCAAGACCUGUAAGUCGGAUGUGUCACACUCUCACAGAUCUUGGAGACACUGGUGCAAUCCUCGUUGGUGGUCGGACUUCCCCGGAUGCUGGCCUAACUGAUUGUUGGCUUUACCAUAAGUGGCUGGACACAUGGGAGCGAGUCGAUGAUCUUCCCCAGCCAAUGUACCGCCAUCAGGCUGUGAACUUAGGUGAUGGCCGCGUCCUCGUAUCCACGGGGAGGAUCGAUUCUCGUACCAUCACGACAGACUAUCUCAUUUGGAGUCGGAGGGCUGGUUGGAUAAAGUGUGCUUAUGGUGAGGGCGAUCUACCACUUCCGGCUUACGGAGUAACAUUUGGCAUCUGUUCCCCAUUGGAAGACUUCCACUCCUCCACUUCUAUGUUUGGCAUUUUGGCUGGCGGAAUGACCUCGGAUUCUCGCAUGCCGCAAACGUCAUGGCGUUGGGACUUAAAGCUUCCUGAUGGUCUCGCAGAUCAGCAACCCAUCAUAUCGUUCCAACGCCUCGAAGGUUUCGAGUCACAUGCGGAUGUUGCUCGCUUUGGCGCAAGUGUGGUCAGUCACCAAGGUCACACUUAUGUCCUGGGAGGCAUCAUCAAGGAUGAAAUUCUGAGCUCAUUUAAAGAGGUCUGUACCUUCCGACUUCAUGACUGUGCGGGGUCAUUUUCAGAGGUUCUGCUGAGUUCGCUUUCUGGCUCUCCUAGACCUCUGAUGGUGGGUAUAACGGCUGUAAGCAUCGAGGAGACACUGUUACUUAUUGGUGGCUCUGCUGUGUGCUUCUCUUUCGGUACUUUUUGGAACCAAGGAUGCUUUAACCUGCGGUCUCAGUCCGAAAUAGACAAGUCAUACCCAGUCGCCAUGCCGUGGAAGUAUGUGCGCACAAUGGAGGCCAAUGCAUUGGGUGAGAACCUGAGGGUUCCAACAUCCGAAGCUGCACAUAGUCAAAGUAGUCUCAAGUCUCUGCCAAGAAUCCGCGUAUCCUCGCCCGGAGACUUUGAGAAACUGGUAUAUUCUAGCUUGCCCAUGAUUCUGGAAGGCCUGGACAUUGGUUCAUGCACUACGAAGUGGACUGCAGAAUAUCUCAAGGACAAAAUUGGCGUUGAUCGCGAGAUCAUUGUGCAUCAAGCUACUACAGAACACAUGAACUUCACCACGAAGAAUUUCGAGUACGUUCCCAGGAAAUUUGGUGAAUUUAUUGACCAAAUCGAGAGUGGAGAAAAGCUUUAUCUCCGUUCUCUCUCGUCAGAAAAGCCGUCAGAAAAGGCAGCAGACAUUAGUCAGGAUUUUCCAACCAUUGCAGAGGAUUUUGGCUUGCCUCCUGAGCUGCAGAUGGUGUUGGCCAACGCUCACAGUUCGCCGCUGCGCAUAUCAGGACCAGUCAAUAUGUGGCUACAUUACGACGUAAUGGCAAACGUACUCUGCCAAAUUCGUGGAUCGAAACGGCUGCUCCUUUUCCCACCUACCGAUUUCAAGCAUUUUAGGUUUGAGCCGGGAGCAUCAAGCUCACCUGUUAAUGUGUUUGACAAACUCAAGGAUGGUCAUAUUCCAGGAGUUCAUCCGCACGAGGCUUUGCUGCAACCAGGAGAUGUUCUCUUCCUACCGCCAUUGUGGCUGCACACCGCUUCUCCCACUUCAGGAUGGAGCAUUUCAGCAAAUGUCUUCUUUCGAAAUCUUUCGUCAGGUUAUGCUGCUGGGAAAGAUGUUUAUGGAAACAGGGACCUACAAGCAUAUGAAAAGGGAAGACAGGAUAUUGCGAAAAUUGCAACAUCGUUUGGCAAGUUGCCAACUGAUAUUAGAGACUUCUACCUGCAACGGCUGGUCGAUGAAUUCAAACAGAAAGCCGGAGGAUGUUGA